This is a messenger RNA of Panicum virgatum (switchgrass), 1212 nucleotides long. RefSeq names its product NDR1/HIN1-like protein 12. Lineage: Eukaryota; Viridiplantae; Streptophyta; Magnoliopsida; Poales; Poaceae. The coding region runs from base 183 to 842 and encodes 219 amino acids. The record is from RefSeq and is a predicted model, not a curated record. The transcript has a single exon. Gene Ontology annotation, biological process: defense response to other organism.
AUCACAGUACCCUCUUGCGUUGCCAAGCAACAUAUAUACUGCACUGCACCUCCCGGUGCCCCGAGCUCUCCGUCCUGCCGUUUCUUCUUCUUCUUCUUCUUCCACACAACACAAUAGAAGCAAGCUAGCUCUCGAUCGAUCCAUCUCUCUCUUCUCCAGCCAUCCACAGGUGUAGUAGCAGCAUGACGGUGAAGGACUGCGGCGGGCACAAGGGUUGCGAGUGCGACCGCGAUCGUCUCUACCGCAAGCUGUGCGGCGCGCUCGUCGCCUUCAUCCUGCUCGUCCUCUUCGUCAUCCUCAUCGUGUGGCUGGUGCUCCGGCCGCACAAGCCCCGGUUCUACCUGCAGGACCUGUCCGUGCUGUGCCUCAACGUGACCCCGCCGGCGUCCACCUACCUCUUCACCACGAUGCAGGCCACCGUCGCCGCCAGGAACGGCAACGAGCGCGUGGGCGUGUACUACGACCAGGUGGACGUGUACGCGCAGUACAAGGACGUGGCCAUCACCGUGCCGACGCGCCUCCCCGUCGGGUACCAGGGCCACGGCGACCAGUCCGUGUGGUCCCCCUACUUGCAGUCCAUGGACAGCGUCCAGCUCCCGCCGCCGCUCGCCGUCGCGCUGGCGCAGGACGAGACCGCCGGCUACGUGCUCGUCGACAUCCGCGUCGACGGACGGAUCCGCUGGAAGGUGGGCUCGUGGAUCUCCGGCCACUACCACCUCCGCGUCAACUGCCCCGCGCUGCUCACCGUCAACGAGGGCAAGGGCAGCUACGGCGCCAACACCGGCGGCGGCAAUGGCUACUUCCGCUUCCAGCAGGCAGCCGCCUGCGCAGUAGACGUCUAGCUGCUGCUACUUGCUAGUAGUUCUUCUUCUUGCUGUUAAUUCGUCCUCCGAUCCGCCGGUUCGAUCUUUUAGCUAGUUUUCGUCGAUCCAUGCAUGAAUCCAUCUCUUGUUUUGUUCUAGCUGCAGGCUGCUUCUGUGGUAAUUUAAUUUUGAAGGUACGUAGUAGCGAUCGCUCCAAUUCAUGGGUGGGUGGGUGGGUUGGUUCGGGUUGCAAACUUAAAUUUGAGUGCAAGGAAAGGAACUGUAGUAUUGUAUGGAUCGAGGAAUUGAAGAGAUAUGGACGGAUGAUGAUGCGGAUGAACAGACGUAAAGGUUUCCUCUGCUUGCUCCACCGUACCAUGCCAAUACUAUUGUGAAUUGUUCAUACCCA